AUGCAGACGAAGCGAAUGCUUGAGAAGUACGGCAAGAUGGAAGAGCAGGAACAGAUCAACAAUUUCAAGAAGCAACAAGAGAGCGUCGGAGAAGCGCCUUCGUCGCUGUUCCCAUCCGUGAUCGCCAAGAAAGCUGAGAAUGCAAGACAGCAGCUGGACAAGAGCAAGAAACUUCUGACGUCCCUCGUCAACGUAAAGAAGAAGUCCAGCAACGAUGACGACGGAUCAAAAGCAGAAAACCCAUCGAAGAAACCCAAGAUCGAAGCAACUGACAAGCCAACGGACAAGAAGGACGAGAAGCCUGCGGAGAAGAAGGAUGAAGGGAACAACUCUCUCAGCGCUCUUGCUGCUUACUCGGAUGACGAGAGCGACGCAUGA
This is a messenger RNA of Guillardia theta CCMP2712, 378 nucleotides long. RefSeq lists its product as hypothetical. The transcript has 5 exons. The coding region runs from base 1 to 378 and encodes 125 amino acids. NCBI's taxonomy places the organism in Eukaryota, Cryptophyceae, Pyrenomonadales, Geminigeraceae. The record is from RefSeq and is a predicted model, not a curated record.